Amphiprion ocellaris (clown anemonefish) is the source of this 6619-nucleotide messenger RNA. RefSeq names its product carbohydrate sulfotransferase 11-like. The transcript is spliced from 4 exons. Lineage: Eukaryota; Metazoa; Chordata; Actinopteri; Pomacentridae. Gene Ontology annotation, biological process: proteoglycan biosynthetic process; carbohydrate biosynthetic process. The record is from RefSeq and is a predicted model, not a curated record. Bases 471 to 1487 code for a protein of 338 amino acids. Gene Ontology annotation, cellular component: membrane. Gene Ontology annotation, molecular function: sulfotransferase activity.
GAGAGAGGAGUGGGAGUGACGUCAUGGCACGGUGCCCCGUCCAUGUUUGGAGGAGAAGUUUGUCGACAAACUCAAGACACCAUAGGUGAGGGAACAAGUAGGGUCGAGACGAUAAAAGACUUAAUAUUUUUAGUUUGCCGCAGGGCCUGUCACAUCAACGUUAUUAAUUGUUUUAUUUAGGCUGCCGCCAUCAUUAUCAAGUUAACGUUGCCCAAAAAAACCCGUUAACGAUCACAGCGAGCGGUUAUAGGUUUACGUCCCACUCACGUUCGAAUUAACGGCUAAUUACAGCGUCGUUCAACAGUCGUGCUGCGCCUGGAGGGGCUUUGGUUGGCUUUCGCUUGACGAAAUCAAUAUAUAGGCGCCAGAUUCUUCGGAGUGACUCGCAUCUUUCGACCGGUGGUCUCGUAUGAACCGUGUCGAGGCAGCGACGAGGGUCGGGGGCUCCGCCAACAUAGCCCGGCUUCAGGAUGAGGAUGCCGCGGGGAGGACGCCUGUUCCUGGCGACGUGCCUCGGCUCGCUCUUCGUUCUGGUGCUUUACUUUCAGAGCAUCACCAAACCAGAACCUAGUUUGAAGACUGGUAGCAGACCAAGGAAAACCAGAAGUCCGCUGCAGACCCUCUACAAUGGAGACCAACAGCUGGAGCUGUUGGCAGCUCAGAGGUCCCUCCAAGGCCGCAGGGAGCUGCUGGAGCAAGCGUGUCUGAGCCACACGAGGAAGCGUCGGGUGCUUUCACCUGAGGAUCUCAAACACCUCAUUGUGGAUGACAAACACAGCCUUAUUUACUGCUACGUACCCAAGGUAGCCUGCACCAACUGGAAGCGUGUCCUCAUGGUCCUCACCAGUGAUGGCCGCUACACCGACCCCCUUGCCAUCCCUGCCAACGAGGCCCACGUCGCAGGUAACCUCCGCACUCUUUCAGAGUUUUCAGUCCCAGAGAUCAACAAACGCCUCCGCAGCUACCUCAAGUUCAUCUUUGUGCGGGAGCCUUUUGAGCGCCUGGUGUCAGCCUAUAGGAACAAGUUCACGCGUAGCUACAACACCGCGUUCCAUAAGCGCUACGGAACCAAGAUCAUCCGUCGGCACCGGCCUGACCCCGAUCCUGAAGCUCUGGAGCAAGGAAACGACGUGUCUUUCCACGAGUUUGUUCAGUAUCUCGUGGACCCUCGGACACAACGGGAGGAACCUUUCAAUGAGCAUUGGGAGCGGGUGCACUCCCUCUGCCAUCCCUGUGUGAUCCACUAUGACGUAGUGGGGAAGUACGAGACUCUGGAGCCAGAUGCUCAAGCUGUGCUCAGGUUAGCCGGAGUGGAGGAGACACUUCAGUUUCCAACAUCUGGCAAGAGCACCAGGACUGAUGGCAACAUGGCAGCACGCUUCUUUAAGCACAUCAGCCCUUUCUAUCAGAAGAAACUGUUCAAUCUGUAUCGAAUGGACUUCUUGCUCUUCAACUACUCCACACCAGAGUAUCUCAGGACUCGAUGAGGAGCAGAGAGGAGUGGACUGACAUCAAUUUUAAGUUGACUUUACAAUUUUGCACUUUUUGGUUGCCAUGGACUUUGUAUGCCUGUCCCUGCCUAUCACAAGCACAUACUGUUACUACAACUCACCAGCAAAAAGUAACAGGGAGAGUGACUUGAUUUGCUGGUUUCAAUGAGAGGGACUUUGUAAAAGAAACCGAAAAUCAAAAGAACACAGUGUGUGCUGUAAUCUGCCAAGCAUCUGUCACAUUUGUUGGUUUCCAUUCUGAGAACGGUACAUUGUUUUGAUGUUGAGCAGAACAGAAUGGAGAUUGUGCUGAUACAUUAACCAUCAGUACAAACCAAUCUUUUUUUUAUUUAUUUCCAUUUCUCACUUUGUCAAAUCGAGCAAACCUCACUUUGACUUUUAAUUUUAAGUUGUUGAGCUGGUAAAUAUGCCUUGCCAGUGUUCAUGCAGUGCCCACUACAGUGAAAAUUCUCCUGUGACUUGUUUUCUUUCUUCUGAAGACUAAUGAGCCUUAAAUAAAAGUCACACUUCAGAGGAGCAGGUUCUCUUCUCACAGGUGAAAGUGCUGACUGUGAAACCGAAGACAGCAGAUUGUGUCAAAGCACCUACAGAACAGUAUCUCUGGAAGGCCUUUAUUUAUGUCAUUGCAUAAAGUAUUUAUUGUUAUAGAAAGGAUUUGGGUUCUUGAUUUUGUGAAAAUGAAUUUUAUUUGGAAGAAUGAGGCUUUCUUCUCUCAGAGCGAAUAUUUGCUUCAUGGAAAGUUCCUUGCUGUCUCUGCUUUUGCACAUAAACUGAAGCCAAAUCGAAAAAUCUUCUGAGCAACUCUAAACUAUCAUAUCCACCCUCUGAUCCAAAACUACACCCAAAACUCAUCUAAUUUGUCACAGCUCUUGUGUCUUACACAAAUAUCAGAGUUAUUUUCAGGGAAGCCUGCAGUCUCUCCCUCAUUCCAGUAAAAAACUUGUUGCCAUCUCUCAUCUAUCGCGGUCUGUAUUUAGCUCUGGGCAGGUAGGCUGAACAAACAACCACAUAGCUGUGGUCGGGGCUGGGACCAGCCCAGCUCUACCCCUGGUCAGUGCUCCCCUUGUUAGCUUGAAUGCAGACACAUGAAGGGUUAAUCCACCGACAGUCAUCUGCACUGCAGGGCCUUGUUCAGCAAAUGUGUCAGAAUUUAUGGUAAAAAAAAAAAAUGGGGCUAGGAAAAUGCUUAUUAAUGGCCUGCACUGUCUUCUCUCUAAAGGGAAAAUCCAACAAUUUUACACAUCAAAGUCUGUUCCACUCUUGGUGGAGUAUGUCUGAAUGUGUGAAAAAAGUUAGAUAAAGCUGUUUUAGUGCAAGGUUAUUAGCUGCUGCUACCAUAACAUAUCUGAAUAUCCAAUCUGUAUGUGGUUGAGUUGCAUUACAUGUAAGAUGGACGCCAAGCUUUGACGAGGAAGAAGAAUGUUUGGUGUAAAAAGGAUGAUAUAUCUGGUUCUCCUGGUUCUCUCUGGUUGCAUCAGUAUUUAUACUUGUUUUAAACCCUCUGAACCCCAAACUCCUGUCACUGUUCUACUCACCGUGGACUCAUUUUUUACUACGUUAUGAAGUCCUGCACCUCUGUGGAAACUGCACAACAGCUAGAAACAGAGACGACUGUGUCUUUUGCACAUUAUGAUGUAGUUAAGUGCCACAAAUCAUAAAAAAAGGAAAACCAGAAUGGAAAAUUUUUAUGUAUUUUUAAAACUUGAUAACCACAAGUGUUAAGAAUACUGUUAAAAUGAUGACUCUACAUACUAGAUAUUUUAUUAGUUACAUUUUUAAUUUGUUUCCAAAUUUGUCUCCAUCUGCUUUGUGUAAAUACAACCUGCAGUUAAGUCAAAAGGUCUCCAGAUUUUUGUCAUGCGACUGUUGGUCAUAGCUGAGUGACUAGUGGCUGUAUGGUUGCUUUAAUUUUUAGUUUUUUACAGAAUAUGGUCCAAAUGAGUUCUUCAGCAAGUCUGUAAAUGAGGCUUAUUAAAAUAAAAUGAUUUGAAGUUUGAAGUUUUCCAACCAAAUUGCACAUCACAGAUAAAUAGUUCAAGGAUUGUUGGAAAGUUAAAAAUCUGAAAAUUCACUUUGUUUUUACAUUUUUCAUUGUAAUAAACAGUGGUGUUUUGGUGAUGUUUUUUGAAGACAGCAUGUCUUUCCAACCCCUGGUGGGCAUUGGCGUUCAGAGGGUUGGACUGUGGCACUGUAGGAACGCAAGACUGGAUCAGUGGAGUUUUAUUUCUAUAAACAAGGGCUAAUAUCCAAUAGGUUUAUAGCAUUUCACUUGAAACUGUUAAAUUUGCCUGUGCGUUUGCAAAAGCAAUAUUUUUUUUAAGAAGAGUAAACUGCUCUACCCUAUUUUGUAUAGUUUGAAGAUUCACUUGUUUCUGUACCAGUGAAUAGGAACACAUUGGAAGAAAGAAUUGGUUCAUAAUAUUGACUUGAAAUGAGUUGCCAAAAAACAACAACAAAAAACUAUUUCUACAGUGUUUAACAUCCUCAUUGCUGCAGUGCCAACUGUCAGAAUGCCACAUCAUCUGGUGAGAUCAAACAUUGGCUUUUGAUGAUGUUGCCUAGCAACUUAGGCUUUGUCCACGAUCAUCCUAAGGCCUGCUAAGGACACUGCUGUGAAAGUGUAGCAGAAAACAACUUUUAGGUUAAAUAUGGGGACCACUCAUCCACAUGGGGAUUCCUUCUUUUGUAAAAUCUUGCUUUUGACGUAUGACAUCCUUUGACAUCAUUUGCCUUUGGUAGCAUUGCCUAGCGACAGGGACUCCACUUACAGCCCGCCAAAGGCCUGGCUAAGGAUCCCAUAAAUACCAGAAAAGCAGGCGUCACUCUUUACCCAGAUGGAUUCCCAGCAAUAAACCUAAGAAGUCUGAAUAUUAGAUGAACAGCUUUCAAGAAGAGCAAAAGACAGACACACAGACAAUUAAAAAAAAAAAAAAAAAAGUUAUUUUUAGUGAGAUUACCUCAGACAUUUUUUGGGACUUGAUAAUCCAGCACAAAGUAGUAGUUAAACAGAGACAGUGUUUAAUCAAUGGGCUUGUAACUUGUAAUUAUACCUGAACUUUAAUAAUCGGUGCCAGUGCCACUGAAAUGAAACUUAACAAAUUUGAUACCAAAAGUAAUAAAUCGAUCAAAUAAAUAGCUCAAAAUGUUCGUCAUGUCUUCUUGUUGAUACAGUAAUUUUGAGUUCUUUUGUUCAGAAAUAAAAUGAAUAGAUGGAUGUUGAUGACCUUGACAGUUUGGGCGAAAACUUUCGCCUUCUUCAGAAGCGUCUCACUGACAGCUUGUGACGUGUCAGCCGGCAGAUUUUAUGUCUGAACAAAAGAACUCAAAAUUAGUCGAUCAACUAAAUAUAUUUCAACAUAAAGUAUUUUAUUUUUUGUUAAAAAAAAAAAAAAAAAAAAAAAAAACAGCAUUGUGCAGACACACAUACAUUGUAUUUUAAGAGAUGGAAUGAUGGAUGACAGCCUACAGAUGUUACAAGCAGCAUCCAGCUCACAUUGUUAACUAGUGCUACAUUAGCCUAAACAAGCUUACAUUAGCCGUCGUAAACAUUGUUUGUGGAGUGUUGCUGCAGAAGAUGCAGCUGUUUACAAACAGCAACAGGAACACUUCAGGUUUUGAACAUUUUGACGACAUGUUGUUAAUAUAAAGUAACAACAGAGAAGUUUGAACUUGCACAGAUGUGGAUGUCCGUGUUUGAGCUGCUUCCAUCAGUUUGAGCUGUUUUGUUUAAAAUGCUCGGUGAGACGGUUUGACUCAAACAGGAUCCACGCGACUGUGGUUCUUUUAUGUCUGCUGCUGCUCUUGUCGCUGCCACCAAACAUUUUUAUUGUCCAGUAUUUAUUGUACCAACUGAAUCUGUGGUACCUGCAGCACAGUCGAGAAACAAGUACCAUCACAUGCUCAGAAUAUGGCCUUUUGAUUCUCAUGACAUUGUUGCUUUUAACACGUAACUCAGAGUCUUUUGGUCAGAAAAGAGCAGGUCAACUGAACUGAAAAAUGAGCAUUUUAUAUUCCAUAUAAAGUAUUGCCCAAACCAGACACUUAUUUAUUGUGUAUUUAGUUUUAUUUAUUGACAAAAUUUUCGUCAUCAGGUCAAACCCAUGUAGCAAUAAUGUAUAAUUACACUCUGUCUUGUUAUUCCCUACUGUACAUCCCCAGUUUUUUUGAGUCUACUCAGUCUUAUCCUCUGCUCAGGACAACUCGAGGCUACACUGUUUAUCAUAUCACAGAUGAAUUUACAGCUGGAAUUAAUCUGGACCUGACAUGUCUUUGUUAGCAGGGUUAGAAUCUACCACAAAACAACAGAAGGCUACAUUUCCAUUGAAAAAAACAUGUCCUGCAGUCAAGAUUACAGUUUUGCUCUGAAAAUGUACCCAGUGGUGCUUGUACCUGUCAAGACAAGUUUGUAGGAGUCAGUUAAAUUUCAUCUCUUCGUCUUUAAGAUUGCUUUUGUAAAAUGUUUAAUUUUUGGUGAGACAGGCCCUAGCUGGCCCCCUGUGCAGACAAAACAUAUGCAAUAUCAGUGCGUUAGUGUGUUAAGAGCUGUGUCUUUAUACAUGACUUCAUUCAAGCCUUAAAUUUUGUGCCAUAUGUUUUUAUUUUUCUGUUUGCAGCCAUGGAAUACAGGGUGUUCAUUUUAAUGCUUCCCUGUGUAGCAGCGUGUAAUUUAAGCCAUAAUUUGCAAGAAGCUGUGACUUGCCAGACGCCGAUCACACCCUUUGUUUUUCCUCCCUUCUGGCUCAAUGACAUACUGCACAAAAUACAUGUUUUACCUUAUAAUUUUGUGGAAAAUACAAAACCCAGAACAAUGAGUUGCUUCUUCGUUGAAAGGGAUUCAACAUACUAAACCUUCAUCUCAGAUGCCCAGACGUUGCUGUGUAGGACGCAGCUAGCCACAGAUCUUCAACCCUUUUCUGUAGAAAUGUUCUUUUAGCAACAUCUGUGGCUUGGGGAGUCAUUGUGAAAUUGUGAACAGAGCACAGUCUGAAAUGAUAUCUAAUGCACUUGUGCCACAAAACUGUGAAUGUGAUAACUGAAGUGCACUUGCUGACGUGAUGAUGAUUGACUGGUUACCUUGAAGUGUCAACAAAUACAGACUCCCAACAGCA